UUGUCUUUCCUUCUUGGAUUUCCACCACUUCCCUGAACCCACGAGCUGGAAGCUGAGACCAGCUGGUCACUGCUGGGCCUGCUAGGAGCCCACAGGGAAGCUGCCCACAGCCAGACACCAGAGCCUCAAAGGCCGCCAUCUUGAAAAACCAACCCUGACCUCCACAAUGAUUGAUUUUCAAAUGUUGAACCAGCUUUGCGGAACUAUAAUAAACCCAAGUGUGGGACCAGUGACUUUCGAGGAUGUGGCUGUGCUUUUCACUGAGGCAGAGUGGAAGAGACUGAGCCUUGAGCAGAGGAACCUAUACAAAGAAGUGAUGCUGGAAAAUCUCAGGAAUCUGGUCUCGUUGGAAUCAAAGCCAGAAGUCCAUACCUGCCCUUGUUGCCCUCUGGCCUUUGGCAGUCCGCAAUUCCUCAGCCAAGAUGAGCUACACAAUCAUCCUAUUCCAGGUUUCCAUGCAGGAAAUCAACUCCACCCAGGAAAUCCCUGCCCAGAGGAUCAGCCACAGUCACAACGUCCUUCUGAUAAAAAUCACAGGGGGGCUGAAGCAGAAGAUCAACGAGUGGAAGGAGGCGUCAGACCCUUGUUUUGGAGUACAAAUGAGAGGGGGGCUUUAGUGGGUUUCUCUAGCCUGUUCCAGAGACCACCAAUAAGCUCUUGGGGAGGCAACAGAAUAUUAGAGAUACAGCUCAGUCCAGCCCAGAAUGCAAGCUCUGAGGAAGUAGACAGAAUUUCCAAGAGGGCAGAAACCCCAGGGUUUGGAGCAGUCAGGUUUGGGGAGUGUGCACUAGCUUUUAACCAGAAGUCAAACCUGUUCAGACAGAAGGCAGUCACAGCAGAAAAAUCUUCAGACAAAAGGCAGUCACAGGUGUGCAGGGAGUGUGGGCGAGGCUUUAGCAGGAAGUCACAGCUCAUCAUACACCAGAGGACACACACAGGAGAAAAGCCUUAUGUCUGCGGAGAGUGUGGGCGAGGCUUUAUAGUUGAGUCAGUCCUCCGCAACCACCUGAGUACACACUCCGGGGAGAAACCUUAUGUGUGCAGCCAUUGUGGGCGAGGCUUUAGCUGCAAGCCAUACCUCAUCAGACAUCAGAGGACACACACAAGGGAGAAGUCAUUUAUGUGCACAGUGUGUGGGCGAGGCUUUCGUGAAAAGUCAGAGCUCAUUAAGCACCAGAGAAUUCACACGGGGGAUAAGCCUUAUGUGUGCAGGGAUUGUGGCCGAGGCUUUGUAAGGAGAUCAUGUCUCAACGCACACCAGAGGAUACAUUCAGAUGAGAAGCCUUUUGUUUGCAGAGAGUGUGGGCGAGGCUUUCGUGCUAAAUCAACUCUCCUCCUACACCAGUGGACACAUUCAGAGGUGAAACCUCAUGUGUGUGAGGAGUGUGGGCAUGGAUUUAGCCAGAAGUCGUCGCUCAAAUCACAUCGGAGAACACACUCAGGGGAGAAGCCUUAUGUGUGUGGGGAAUGUGGGCGGGGAUUUAGCCGGAGGAUAGUCCUCAAUGGACACUGGAGGACACACACGGGAGAGAAGCCUUACACGUGCUUUGAGUGUGGGCGAAACUUUAGCCUCAAGUCCGCUCUUAGUGUACAUCAGAGGAUACACUCUGGGGAGAAGCCUUAUGCAUGCAUGGAGUGUGGGCAAGGCUUUAUCACGAAAUCACAGCUCAUCAGACACCAGAGGACACACACAGGAGAAAAGCCUUAUGUCUGCGGAGAGUGUGGGCGAGGCUUUAUAGCUCAGUCAACCCUCCACUACCACCGGAGUACACACUCCAAGGAAAAACCUUAUGUGUGCAGCCAGUGUGGUCGAGGCUUUUGUGAUAAAUCAACUCUCCUCGCACACGAGCAGACACAUUCAGGGGAGAAGCCUUAUGUGUGUGGGGAAUGUGGGCGGGGAUUUGGCCGGAAGAUACUCCUCAACAGACACUGGAGGACACACACAGGAGAGAAACCUUACGCGUGCAUCGAGUGUGGGCGAAACUUUAGCCACAAGUCCACUCUCAGCUUACAUCAGAGGAUACACUCGGGGGAGAAGCCUUAUGCAUGCGUGGAGUGUGGGCGAAGCUUUAGGAGAAAGUCACAGCUCAUCAUACACCAGAAGAUACACUCGGGGAAAAGCUUUAGAGGUGCAAGGAGUGAGGAUGUGAUUUUAGCAACAAGUCAGCCAUCAGCCACACCAGCGGAAAUGCUUAGGGAGAAGCCUUGUUUGUAAGGUAAUGUGGACAGAGCUGUACGUGGACAUCAUUACUUGUCACGUGUCAGAGGACACACUCGGGAGAAACCUUCAUGGAGUGAGAGUAAGGUGUUGGCUGGAAGUGGCCCCUUAAGAGAUACUUGGAGUCAAAUCUAUCCACUGUACGCCCACCCCACUCUUGUUCUAAGAGCUUUGGGGACAGUCUUUUGACCCCUUACAUUCCUUUAGAUGUGAAGAUGACAGAGAUCUAACUUCUGAGAGCAGAGGUGUCAAGUGAUGGUCCCCUUGGAGGAAUGGUCUUUGCAUCUGACUACUUCCUUCUUCAACUGUGUUCUUCCAUUAGCUUCCAUGACACUCUCCUGCUUUAUUUUUUUCUACAUCUCUAGCCUUUGCUGUUUCCUCUCCUACCCCACCUUUAGAUUUUACUCAGAGUUCAGUCUCCAGCCCUACAAUCUGAGGGACACCUUUACCAGGUCCCCUUCCUAACCCUCCAAAUCCAAGAUUCUUUAACCACACUCUAAAAGUUCUUCAGACUCAGGACUUAAACAUAGCCACGCCACCUUGGCCUUCAAUGACAGGGAUCUAGCAAUGCCACAUCAUCAGCCUUCCAAUGCCAGGUUUAAGGGUUUUUUAAACACAGCUCCUCUUAAAUCCUCCAAUCUCAGUACCCAGUGUUUUAGCCAUGCUCGGGUGGCUAAAUUACGUCCAGGAAUGGUGCCAGGGCCUUUAGCCAUUUGUCUCUCCUCACACUCCAGGGCCCAUAUGGCCCAGGUUCUGACAGUUUGCCUUACUCCCUUGGCCUGGGGCUAGCCCUACCUGAUACCCUGUGUCAAUGAGUGUACCUUGGAGAGCUAUCCACUCAGGCCCCAGUGCCUCUAUUUGCUAAGGGACUCUGCCACAGAAAAGAAGGGGAGAGAUGUUCAUGUAACCUCAAAAUACUUAGGCUUGGUUUUGAUGCUAGAGAGGAAGAAGGACUUGGAGAGAGAGAAGGAAUGGCUGGUCCAGAGGCUUUUGUCCACUCCCUCUCACUGGAAGUGGUUCAUCUCCAGGGAAUCCCCAAGGUUAGCCUGCUUAGGGGAAGGGCUAGGGGUACCUGGAAUGUAGGAUCUCCCCCCUGACUGGCCUACCACCCUAAUGUGUCCGGAAUUGGUGGGUUCUUGGUCUUGCUGACUUCAAGAAUGAAGCCGUGGACCCUCACGGUGAGUGUUACAAUUCUUAAACAUGGUGUGUCUGGAGUUUGUUCCUUCUGAUGUUCGGAUGUGUCCAGAGUUUCUAACUUCUGGUGGGUUUGUGGUCUCGCUUCAGGAGUGAAGCUGCAGACCUUAGCGGUGUUACGGCUCUUAAAGGCGGCGCAUCUGGAGUUGUUAGUUCCUUCCGGUGGGUUCGUGGUCUUGCUGGCUUCAGGAGUGAAGCUGCGGACCUUUGCGGUGAGUGUUACAGCUCUUAAAGGUGGCGCGGACCCAAAGAGUGACCAGCAGGAAGAUUUAUUGUGAAGAGUGAAAAAACAAAGCUUCCACAGCAUGGAAGGGGACCUGAGUGGCUUGCCGCUGCUGGCUCGGGUGGCCUGCUUUUAUCCCCUUAUCCGGCCCCACCCACAUCCUGCUGAUUGGUCCAUUUUACAGAGAGCAUAUUGGUCCGUUUUGACAGGGUGCUGAUUGGUGCAUUUACAAUCCCUGAGCUAGACACAGAGUGCUGAUUGGUGCAUUUACAAGCCUCUAGCUAGACAUAAAAAUUUUCCAAGUCCCCACUAGAUUAGCUAGACACAGAGCACCGAUGGGUGCGUUUACAAACCUUUAGCUAGACACAGUGCUGAUUGGUGCGUUUACAAUCCUUUAGCUAGACACAAGUUCUCCAAGUCCCCGCUAGAUUAGCUAGACACAGAGCACUGAUUGGUGCGUUUACAAACCUUGAGCUAGACACAGAGUGCUGAUUGGUGCAUUUACAAUCCUCUAGCUAGACAUAAAAGUUUUCCAAGUCCCCACCAGGUUAGUUAGAUACAGAGUGCUGAUUGGUGCAUCCACAAACCCCGAGCUAGACAGAGAGUGCUGCUUGGCGCAUAUACAAUCCUCCAGCUAGACAUAAAAGUUCUCCAAGACCCCACCCAACUCAGGAGCCCAGUUGACUUCCGCUAGUGGAUCCCGCACUGGGGCUGUGGGUGGAGCUGCCUGCUAGUCCUGCGCCUCACGCCUGCACACCUCAGCCCUUGGGCGGUCAAUGGGACGGGCAGCGCCUGUCAGGGAGUCUCGGGCUGCAUGCGAGCCCAUGGUGGUCGGGGGUGGCUUGGGCAUGGCAGGCCGCAGGUCCCGAGCCCUGCCCCAUGGGGAGGCGGCUGAGGCCCGGUGAGAAUUCAAGUGCGGCGUGGACAGGCUGUCAGUGCUGAGGGACCCGGUGCACCCUCUGCAGCUGCUGGCCCGGGUGCUAAGCCCCUUAAUGCCUGGGGCCUGUGGUGCCAGCCGGCCGCUCCGAGUGUGGGGGCCCCCGAGCCUGCGCCCACCCGGAACUCAUGCUGGCCUGCGAGCCCCAUGUGCAGCCCUGGUUCCCGCCUGCGCCUCUCCCUCCACACCUCUCUGCCAGCCAAGGGAGCCGGCUCCGGCCUUGACCAACCCAGAGAGGGGCUCCCACAGUGCAGCGGCUGGCUAAAGGGCUCCUCAAGCGUGGCCAGAGCGGACGCUGAGGCUGGGGAGGCGCUGAGAGUGAGCGAGGGCUGCUAACACGUUGUCACCUCUCACUAAUGCUGCCCCUUUCCCAUGGCCUGAGCUAAAAGCCAUAGAAAGUGUGUGUAUGUGUGUGUGUUUAGGGGUUGCUGGGCAGGGGAAGGGUGGGACACCAUCAUUCCACAAGACCUCGAAGUUACUCCUCCCAUAGAAAAAUGAAAGUGGAAAAAUUAGUGAUCAUACAUCUACUUUAAACAUGAGAGGGAGAAAAAAGUGUUCAUUUUCUAUUAAAAUCCAUGUAGGCACUGUCGAGACACCACACAGAUCUGGUCCGGCAAGAGGACUGUCAGGUCCAGGCAGUCAUAGGAAGAGAUUGUAAGCUGCAGUAAAUCUGAGUCUCUCUUCAAAGGGUUUAGCCUGCUAACUUCCUUAUCCUUGUUCUCAAAUUCAACUUUCUUGUUCUUCCUUACCCCUAGUUACUGUAAACAGCCUACCCCAUUCUCGUCAGCUUUAAUCAAUAAUUCACAUCUGUUCCCUUGGUUACCUGUACCCAUUGUUCCCCCGAAACUGCACGCCUCACACUCCACCUCUGUAACUCAUGUCCCCCUCCCCUUCUAUAUUUAGGAAAAUAUGUACAAGUGGCCAAUUGGGUCAGCUCAGAUUGUGCAGUCUGACCCCAGCCCAUGGGGGAAUGACACAGAGAUAGGGACUGUGUUACGGAUAAAAAUCCCCUGGUCUCCUUUGUUCUCUGUGCUCUUGUGAUCUUGAUUGACACAAGUGGCACCGUUCUGCAGAAGUAAAUUACCUUGCUGAGAGAAAUUAAA
Messenger RNA from Pan troglodytes (chimpanzee), 5675 nucleotides. It is a transcript of the gene ZNF589, whose product is annotated as zinc finger protein 589. Gene Ontology annotation, cellular component: nucleus. The transcript is spliced from 3 exons. The record is from RefSeq and is a predicted model, not a curated record. Gene Ontology annotation, biological process: regulation of transcription by RNA polymerase II. Bases 167 to 2215 code for a protein of 682 amino acids. Gene Ontology annotation, molecular function: DNA-binding transcription factor activity, RNA polymerase II-specific; RNA polymerase II cis-regulatory region sequence-specific DNA binding; zinc ion binding. NCBI's taxonomy places the organism in Eukaryota, Metazoa, Chordata, Mammalia, Primates, Hominidae.